Messenger RNA from Phycodurus eques (leafy seadragon), 2234 nucleotides. It is a transcript of the gene uroc1, whose product is annotated as urocanate hydratase 1. Gene Ontology annotation, biological process: L-histidine catabolic process. Bases 192 to 2219 code for a protein of 675 amino acids. The record is from RefSeq and is a predicted model, not a curated record. Lineage: Eukaryota; Metazoa; Chordata; Actinopteri; Syngnathiformes; Syngnathidae. The transcript is spliced from 20 exons. Gene Ontology annotation, molecular function: urocanate hydratase activity.
AACAAGGAUCCCGCCACAUUGUGCUGCAUACGGUUGCGUUCAACGCCAUACAACUAGUUGCGACGAGGGAAUUGGGAGUAACCGUUCAUAGGGGGCAAAGAUGACCAAAAAGCCAAUCGGACCUCCUCAGUCGUCUUCCUCAAAUGUUCAGCAGUCCUUCUGCAUUCCUUUUAAACUGAGGACUUGACAGCAUGGCCACCUUAAAGGAGAUAUGCAGCGGUUUACCUCUGGACCCUUUGCCCCCGAACCGAGGAAGAAAUCCCAACGUGCCCCAUGCACCUGUUCGGACCCCAAACCUCACAGCCCAAGAGCAGCGGCUGGCACUAAGAAACGCCCUGCGCUAUUUCUCCCCGGCCCAUCAUACAACACUCGCACCAGAAUUUGCACAAGAGCUCCGGCAGUAUGGGCACAUCUACAUGUACCGCUUUUGUCCUGCGUCGAGCCUGAGAGCGUACCCACUACACGAGUACCCUUGCCGCACACGCCAAGCCGCCGCCAUCAUGUUAAUGAUCAUGAACAACCUGGACCCGGCAGUGGCCCAGUUUCCCCAGGAGCUCGUCACCUAUGGAGGAAAUGGACAAGUGUUCAGUAACUGGGCUCAGUUCCGUCUUGUGAUGAAUUAUCUGAGUGAGAUGACGGAGGAGCAGACCCUGGUCAUGUACAGUGGUCACCCCUUGGGUCUGUUCCCCAGCCUGCCCGCCUCACCCCGCGCCAUCAUCACCAACGGCAUGGUUAUUCCAAACUACUCCUCCAGAGAGCAAUAUGAAAGGAUGUUUGCUCUCGGUGUGUCAAUGUAUGGUCAAAUGACAGCUGGCAGUUACUGCUACAUUGGACCUCAAGGGAUUGUUCAUGGCACUAUGCUGACUGUUCUGAAUGCUGGUCGGAGGUACCUGGGCUCCGGUGAACUGAGAGGACGUGUCUUCGUGACCUCCGGGCUCGGGGGCAUGAGUGGCGCUCAAGCUAAAGCUGCCGUCAUCGCCGGUUGCAUUGGCGUCAUUGCGGAGGUGGAUGAGGCUCCUCUCAAAAAGAGACAUGAGCAAGGCUGGCUGAUGGAGGUCACCGGGGACAUGGAUCACUGCAUUAAACGCAUCAGAGAAACCAGAUGCUCAAAGACUCCCCUCAGUUUGGGUUACCAUGGCAACGUUGUCGACUUGUGGGAGCGGCUGCUGUUGGAGUACCAGAGGACAGGUGAGCUUCUGGUGGAUUUGGGCUCGGACCAAACCUCCCUCCACAACCCCUUCAACGGAGGCUACUACCCGGUACAACUCAGCUUCCGCCAGGCCAACCAGCUCAUGUCCACUGAUCCCAGUCGUUUCCGCAGCAUGGUCAAAGAAAGCCUCCGGAGACACGUCAACGCUAUCAACAAACUGUCAGAUGUGGGCAUGUUCUUUUGGGACUAUGGCAACGCUUUUCUACUAGAGGCACAAAGAGCUGGAGCCGAGGUCGAAAAGAUUGGUGGAGGAGAGACAGAGUUCCGCUACCCAUCGUAUGUCCAACACAUCAUGGGAGACAUUUUCUCCUUGGGCUUCGGUCCAUUUCGCUGGGUGUGCACAUCCGCCGACCCCCAGGACCUCGCCACAACCGACGACAUCGCCGCCUCGGUCCUGGAGGAUUUGAGCGCCAAUGUGACUGACGGAGUCAGACAGCAGUACAACGACAACAUACUCUGGAUCCGGGAGGCAGGAAAACACAAAAUGGUUGUGGGAUCCCAGGCCAGAAUUCUCUACUCAGACCAGAAAGGAAGAGUAUCCAUUGCUUUGGCCAUAAACCGAGCCAUUGCUGAAGGAAACGUUUCAGCUCCGGUGGUGAUUAGCAGAGACCACCAUGAUGUGAGUGGUACCGACAGCCCCUUUAGAGAGACCUCCAAUGUCUAUGAUGGCUCUGCAUUCUGUGCAGAUAUGGCAGUCCAGAACUUUGUCGGUGAUGCGUUCAGGGGUGCCACCUGGGUAGCCCUGCACAACGGUGGCGGUGUUGGCUGGGGUGAGGUAAUGAACGGAGGAUUUGGUCUGCUUUUGGACGGCUCUGAGGAGGCAGCGAAGCGGGCCUCACUGAUGCUCAACUGGGACGUGUCCAAUGGGGUGGCACGUCGUAGCUGGUGUGGAAAUUCCAACGCCUACGAGACAAUCCAGCGCACCAUGGAGGAGAAUGGGCAGCUGCGGGUCACCAUGCCUUUUUCUGUACAGGAUGAGCACGUGCUGGACCGGGCGCUGCAGGGCUAACCUCUAAGCACCGCA